AUGCCCUCCUCCUCCCACCGCAGACAGCACGAACCAGCAUCCAACAGCACCGAUGAAAGCUCGCCCAAGUUCACACCUUCCGCUCGCUCUUCGCGUUCCUCCGAUGGCUUUUCCAUGAUACAUGAGCCGAACUCUUUCGAACUCCGAACGAUCACCCCACACGAUGAGCCCGUAUCCAAAGAAGAGCUGGGAGAAGAAGACGAGGACUUUCUGCCCAGUACACGACGCGCCUCAUUAGACUCUGUCCAGAGCUACGAGCUGUAUACCCCGGAUGAGGAUCGAACAGUGCUUAAGAAGCUUGAUCGCAGGCUAGUCGCUACUUUCUACUCCGGAGAGGCUCAGAUGGGUGAUAUGUACGUCAGAUAUAUUGGCAAUGCGCGUAUAGCUGGUCUCGCGGACGACCUGAACCUCAGCUCUACCCAGUAUGAGUGGUUGUUGUGGGCGUUCUACAUCACUUACAUUCUAUUCGAAUGGAUGACGCUCAUGUACCGCAUCGUCCCACCGCACAUCUACAUAUCCCUAUGUAUCCUAUCUUGGGGCAUAGUUGCGUCGCUACAAGCAGUCACAAUGUCCUUCGGUUUCCUCCUCGUUCUGCGAGCCCUCCUCGGUAUCAGCGAGGCGGCAUUCGGACCCGGCGUACCCUUCUACCUAUCCUUCUUCUUCCGUCGAUCUGAACUUGCUUUUCGAACUGGACUCUUCAUCAGCGCCAGCCCCCUUUCAGCAUCAUUUGCUGGAGCACUAGCCUACCUCAUCACCAAAGUCGGUGAACAUGGUCCGCUUAGCCCUUGGAGGCUGUUGUUCCUGCUUGAAGGCUUCCCGUCCGUACUGAUUGCGGUCUGGGCAUGGGAUUUUGUGCCAGAUGGCCCAGGAUUGGCGAAGUGGCUAAGCCCGCGACAACGCGAAGUUGCAGUAAUGAGGCUAAGAUCAGAAAAAGAGAGCGAGGAUCAAGACCAGGAAGAGGAGAAGUACCAGGGUGGGCGAAGGAGAGGACACGUCGAUUUCCACGAAGUGCUCCAAACUCUAAAGGAUCCGAAGUCUUACCUCACAGCACUCAUGUUCUUCUCCUGCAAUGUUGCUUUCAGCUCUAUGCCUGUGUUCUUACCGACUGUCAUACGAGACAUGGGAUGGGAGUCCAUUACAGCGCAAGGACUUUCAGCCCCUCCAUAUCUCUUCGCCUUCGUCAUCGUCCUUACAACUGCGUACUACUCCGAUCGCUUACAAUCACGCUCAACAUUCAUCAUGCUUCACUCCCUUCUCGCAACGCUCGGGUACGGUACUAUCGCAGUCUCCGGGUACCUGCAAUCCGAUAAAACUAUGGUCCGCUACAUCGCGCUCUACCCUGCCGCUGCAGGCUUCUUCAGCGCAAUCACCAUCAUCAUCACGUGGACGCUUAACAACCAAGAAAGUGAUAGUAAGAAAGGUACUGGUAUGGCUCUUCUGAACAUCAUCGGUCAGAUGGGUCCACUGGUUGGUACGAGCAUCUUUCCAGAUGAAGAUGGUCCUUACUAUGUCAAGGGCAUGAGUAUCUGUGCUGCUUUCAUGCUCUUCGUAGGCUUUCUAGCUGCGAUACUGAGGUGGGUAUUGAUCAGAGAGAAUCGUAAGCUGAACAAUGGUCGCAGUGCGGAAUAUGCGGGUGUACCAUUAGACGAAGGUGGUAGUACGAGAAGAGAGAGGAAGAAGUUUGUUUUCAUGCUGUAA
Molecule: messenger RNA, 1698 nt
Organism: Alternaria atra
Lineage: Eukaryota; Fungi; Ascomycota; Dothideomycetes; Pleosporales; Pleosporaceae
Exons: 4
Coding region: 1-1698 (565 amino acids)
Biological process (GO): transmembrane transport
Cellular component (GO): membrane
Molecular function (GO): transmembrane transporter activity
Source: RefSeq, a predicted model, not a curated record